UCUUACAAGCAAAUCAAAACAUAAGGGGACUUAAAACACCAGAAAAAUAAAAAAAAUAGCAACUUGUUUUUUUCUGAGACUUGUUUUAUUGGCCUGGUUGGCUUUGGGUUUAAAUAUCACCUGUAUUUAUUAAUGUCUUAGAAGCAAAUAAAGAAAUCUAAAAUUAAUGUUUUGUUUCAGCAUGUGACUGCUGAAGUAGCAAGUAUCUUAAAGAAAUUUAAAAAUUAAGUGCCCUUCCUUAUCGGCUCUUUUCCUGUAUCUUGCAGAGCAGUGGAUUUGCAGUGUGGGUCCUGGUCAUUGCUGGACUGCAAGGACAGAUUCUGACCCUCCGUUUGACUGCCUCUAGGAGGUAGUAGAGGAUGUCUUUUCGUGGAAGAGGAGGCGGCUUCAAUCGUGGAGGAGGUGGCGGUGACCGAGGUGGCUUUAAUCGUGGUGGACGAGGUGGCUUUGGACGGGGAGGUGGACGAGGAGGCUUCAACAGAGGCGGAUAUGACCAAGGCCCUCCAGAAAGGGUAGUUUUAUUGGGAGAGUUCAUGCAUCCGUGUGAAGAUGACAUUGUUUGUAAAUGUAAAACAGAAGAAAACAAGGUGCCUUAUUUUAACGCCCCAGUGUACUUGGAUAAUAAGGAACAGAUUGGCAAAGUGGAUGAAAUCUUCGGACAGCUGAGAGAUUUUUAUUUUUCAGUGAAACUGUCUGAGAACAUGAAAGCCUCUUCAUUUAAAAAAAUGCAAAAGUUUUACAUUGAUCCAGCAAAGCUGCUACCCCUUCAGAGAUUUUUGCCAAGGCCACCUGGAGAAAAAGGUCCUCCCAGAGGAGGUGGUAGAGGAGGACGUGGUGGUGGACGUGGAGGAGGAAGAGGUGGUGGUAGAGGAGGAUUCGGAGGAGGAAGAGGUGGAGGAAGAGGAGGAGGAUUCAGAGGAGGAAGAGGUGGAGGAGGAGGAGGAGGAUUCAGAGGAGGAAGAGGUGGUGGAGGAGGCUUUCGAGGAAGAGGAUAUUAAAAAUGGAGCCACGAGUAUCUCCCCGCUGUCUUACCGUGUCACCUGCAGAAGUGAAGAACAAGGAAAAGGACCCUGAAAAAGUUCUUUAUAAAAAGAACUUGAAGCUGUAAAAUGACAAUUAUUUUUAUACUUAAUGACUGUUGAUCAACACAGGAGAGCGUAGCCCCAGGCGAAGAACUGAAAACUGUUCUGAAUAUACUUGAACUUUUUUAACUAA
Grus americana (Whooping crane) is the source of this 1215-nucleotide messenger RNA. RefSeq names its product GAR1 ribonucleoprotein (gene GAR1). NCBI's taxonomy places the organism in Eukaryota, Metazoa, Chordata, Aves, Gruiformes, Gruidae. The record is from RefSeq and is a predicted model, not a curated record. Gene Ontology annotation, molecular function: box H/ACA snoRNA binding. Gene Ontology annotation, cellular component: box H/ACA snoRNP complex. Bases 360 to 998 code for a protein of 212 amino acids. The transcript is spliced from 7 exons. Gene Ontology annotation, biological process: snoRNA guided rRNA pseudouridine synthesis; ribosome biogenesis.